UUGCAAUUAUCAUAAACCCCCAUAUUUAUAUCCAACAUGUUUUUACAAUCAUUUUACAUUCUAUAUUACCAGGAAACUGUAUUUCAUGCCUUGGUGACCACCGGAAAAGAGGAGGCCAUGUUCCUUACCGAGACAGCAAGCUGACAAAGCUUCUGGCAGACAGUCUAGGUGGCAGUGGAGUCACCCUCAUGAUUGCCUGUAUCACCCCCUCAUCCCAUCAUAUAUCAGAGACCAUGAACACACUGAGAUAUGCCAGCAGAGCCAAGAAAAUCAGAACUAAACCACUAAUCAAAAUGGAUCCUAGAGAAAAGUUGAUUAUGAGUCUGAAGAGAGAGAUAAAAAUACUCCGCAAUGAAAAUCAGUAUUUGCGUCAACAGUUGGAGUUCCCAGAGAAAACUAAAGCAGCCAUGCAGAAUGAAAGUGAUGAGAAAUAUAAGAAAUUUCUGAAGGAUCAAGAAAAUAACAAAAGCAGUGACCAGCCUAAGAAGGAUCCCAAGUCUGAGGAAGCUGGCUUAUAUGAAAUGUUACAGGAAUAUAUGAUUGAAAAUGAGGCUUUAAGGACUGAAAAUGCUGAUCUACAUGCAACAAAAGACAAGAUUCGACGAGAACAACAACUUCUAUACAAAGACAAUGAGAAGAUGAUGAAGAGGAUCGAGGAUUUAGAAAG
Molecule: messenger RNA, 667 nt
Organism: Pecten maximus
Lineage: Eukaryota; Metazoa; Mollusca; Bivalvia; Pectinida; Pectinidae
Product: kinesin-like protein KIF12
Biological process (GO): microtubule-based movement
Molecular function (GO): microtubule binding; ATP binding; microtubule motor activity
Source: RefSeq, a predicted model, not a curated record